Molecule: messenger RNA, 981 nt
Organism: Auanema sp. JU1783
Lineage: Eukaryota; Metazoa; Nematoda; Chromadorea; Rhabditida; Rhabditidae
Source: the annotation of a GenBank genome assembly
AUGUCGAGCCACACUAAUGGUUUUAACGAGUUCAUAGCUAAAGACGGCUUCAUUAAAGUUUUUGAAACUGUUUUCUUCAUUUUUUGGCUUAUUACUGUCCCCUUCUACUUCUUCCUACUGUAUUUCCUAAUGCUAGCUCAAAGAAAACGUGUCAACGAUUUAGCAACACCCUUCUUCAGGCUAUGUAUUAGUUCAGGAGUCAUCGAUUUAACUAAUCUCCUGAACAAUUAUCUUUUUGCUGUUUUACCUAAAUGGGGGUGGUUUCGCGGGUUUUAUCUGGCUCUUGGACAGUUCUUCCCAUACUUCUAUCUUUACAUUGCUUGGUCAUUAGGAAUUUGUCAAGCAAUGUCUGUUAGCGUACUGGCGACCAAUCGUCUUUCUGCCAUGAUGUUUCCGGAAACAUAUCACAAAUCCUGGACGGGGAAAAAGCUUUUGAUUGCUUACUUUAUUCAAUUCAGCAUAGGGAUGGCAAUAUCAUUAUCCGUUUUUGCGAGUGAUGUGUAUGUUGAGCAUAGUGAGUCAGGAGGACUUAUUCCAAAAUUCGUUGAGAAAUCGAGAACAAACCUCUUUUUUGGUAUAGGAGGUUUUUUUCUAGGUUUCAAUAGUUUGUAUCUCGUAAUCGCGUACUGUUAUCUAUUCUACAUCUUGAGAAGAAGGCACAACAUUCAAAUAGAAAAAAAAUCGGUGAACAUUGAAAAAGUUCAAUUAAUAGCUCGAAGAAGAGAGACGAGACUCUUCUUCAUGUCAACUUGCAUAGUAUCUGUACAAUUAGUUAUCAUUUUAUUUUUCGUAUCAAAAUUAUUUCCAUAUCUCACACUGACGACAGAACAGUUUUAUAUGUUCUACAACGCUUUGAGUGAUAUAUAUAGUGGUGUUAAUCCAUACCUCUUGGUCAUAUUCAGUGACGCAUUGAGAAAAUAUAUUCUUACCUCAUUGAAAGUCUACAAGAAAAUUCGAAUGGCAACUACAAUUAUUGUUUGA